AUGCGGAGCUGGUUAAUCCUCGGCGUAACCAUACGGAUGCUGUUCUUAAUGCCAUUGUCGAAUAGCAGUUUCAGUUUGCAUCAAAGCACGAAACGCAAUGACAUAGACUCGUUUGAGGAUUUCGAAUUCCUGGAGGAAACCACCACUACAAAUGUGGUGCUAAGUAUGAAUGAAUCGGUCUAUGAACGGACCAGAGAGGCAAAAACACAUCAGUAUCAAUCAAAUUUAAACCAGAUUCAAAACGACAUUAGCUACAUGCGUGUAUAUAAUGUCGGUGUUCUGAUGGCCUCCCAUUUGGAUUCCCCAUUCGAUCUGGAACGUUGUGGACCGGCAGUUGAUUUGGCCUUGGAUCAAAUAAAUAAGGUAUUUCUUAGACCCCAUAACAUAACGCUGGUUAAAAAAAAGGCCAGCUACCCAUCGUGUUCGGGUUCUCGGGCUCCGGGUCUCGCUGCCGAUAUGCAUUUCAAGGACGAUGUUAUAGCGUUUAUAGGACCCGCUUGUGCAUUCGCUCUUGAGCCAGUGGCACGUCUGGCCGCCUAUUGGAAUACACCUAUAAUAACAGGAAUGGGAGAUCAGCCUCCAUCUUCAGAGGGAGAAUUAACCUCUGGUAUAUUGGGACGCAUACACAAAUGGAAAAAUGAGAGCACAGGCAUGUUUAAGGACAAAUCAAAGUAUCCCACCCUCACCCGGAUGUCAUAUUGCCAGUGCCGCCUCAUUUUGGUGUUUGCCAGUGUUUUCCGUCAGUUUAAUUGGAAGCAUGUGGCCCUGCUAGUGGACAGGUCGGAGCUGUUUUCCUGGACAGUCGGUAAGAAUUUGGAAUAUGGUUUGCGGCACGAAGGUUUGCUGAAAUUCGUGCGGGAGCUUAAUGGCAACGAGGAGGAAGAGAUCUAUGACAACUAUCUGAGAGAUGCCAGCAUGUAUGCCAGAGUUGUUAUCCUGUCGGUGCGUGGCGUUUUGGUACGGAAAUUUAUGCUCGCCGCCCAUAAUCUGGGCAUGACCAAUGGCGAAUGGGUCUUCCUUGAUGUGGAGAUCUUUCAGAGUGCCUAUUGGGGUGACAAGGAUUGGGAAAUGGGGGAUGAGAAUGACACCAAGGCGCGUAAGGCAUAUGAGGCUCUGUUGAGGGUAAGUCUUCUCCAGCCUACGAGCCCCAAAUUCCAGGACUUUGCAGAUAACGUCCGGGAGAAUGCCUUGGCCGAUUACAAUUACACAUUUGGUGAGGAUGAGGAGGUAAACUUUUUCAUUGGAGCCUUCUACGAUGGCGUCUAUUUGCUUGGCAUGGCUCUGAACGAGACAUUGAGUGAAGGCGGCGACAUAAAGGAUGGGGUAAAUAUUACACGGCGCAUGUGGAAUAGAAAUUUCGAGGGCAUCACCGGUCUAGUGCGGAUUGACAACAAUGGCGAUCGGGAUGCAGAUUACUCAAUAUUGGAUCUCGAUCCGAUAAAUGGUAAAUUUUCGGUUGUGGCACACUAUUACGGCCUGCACAAGGAAUACUCUGCAGUGCAUGGCAAGAAGAUUCAUUGGCCGGGCGGACGGGAAGAGCCACCACCGGAUGUGCCGCCGUGUGGGUUUCUAGGAAACUCGCCAGACUGUCAUGGCAAUGAGACUGCCAUUAUGUAUACAAUCUUUGGACUGGCUCUUUUUUGUGGAUUGGUUUUCCUGGUUAUUUGCCUCUUGCAAAAGCAAAUGAAGCUUAGCAAGGAAUUGAAUAAUAUGUCCUGGCGAGUUCGGCCCGAUGAUGUCCUUAUCGAAAUGGGUGGCAUGUUCGGCUCCAAAGGGGGCCUCCAACGUCUCGAUGUGGAAAACAUAUCACUGCAACAAUUCGGUAUCCAUUCCGGACGCGCUUCCAUAGCUAGCUUCACUUCGCUGCCCACUCAGGUGUAUACGACCAUUGGCCAAUUUAAGGGGGAGCGUGUGGCCAUCAAGAAGGUGAAUGUAAAGAAAGUAGAACUGACUCCCCAAUUGCUUUGGGAGAUCAAGCAGGCCCGCGAUGUGAGCCAUGAGAAUACCGUGAGAUUUGUAGGCGCUUGCAUUGAUCUGCCGCGGCCCACUGUACUGAUCCUGACGGAAUAUUGCUCCCGUGGUAGCCUGAAGGAUGUGCUGGAAAACGAGGCCAUUGAGUUGGACUGGAACUUUCGCAUGUCUCUGAUUCAUGACAUUGUCAAGGGGAUGAGUUAUUUGCAUAACAGCGAUGUGGCUGCCCAUGGCAAACUGAGAUCUUGCAAUUGCCUGAUCGAUGGAAGAUUUGUGCUAAAGAUAUCGGAUUUUGGUUUAAGCACUCUUACUACUCCAUCGGACUUCGUUAGGGAUCAGAACUACUAUAUAAAAUUGCUUUGGAUUGCGCCCGAACUUUUGCCUCUGACUUCUAUACCCGGCUGCUGUCCGGCCACACAACGUGGCGAUGUCUAUUCAUUUGGCAUUAUUCUCGAGGAGAUUGUCAAUCGUGGCGGCCCUUACCAAGAGGCACGCCAGCAGAUGGAUGUGCAUACCAUCUUGCAUAGAGUUCGCCAAUGCGAGUAUCCUCCAUUCCGGCCCCAUUUACGUGAACGAGAAUGUCCUCCGGAUUUGCUGGAACUGAUGGAAAAAUGCUGGGCCGACAAUCAAGAGGAGCGACCAGCAUUCUCCACAAUUAGAAGCAACAUACGGACCAUUAUGAAGGGAUUCUGUGAGAAUUUAAUGGACGAUUUGCUCAACCGAAUGGAGCAGUAUGCUAACAAUUUGGAGAGUCUCGUGGAGGAUAAAACCCGUCAACUGAGUCUGGAGAAGCAGAGAACCGAGGAGCUAUUGUAUCAAAUCCUACCGCGACCCGUCGCCCAGCAGCUUAUGGCAGGGGAUCUCGUAGAGCCCGAGGAGUUUAGCAGUGUCACGAUCUACUUUAGUGACAUUGUCGGCUUCACCGAACUCUGCGCCCGCAGCAGCCCCAUGGAUGUGGUUAAUUUCCUCAAUGAUCUCUACAGCACGUUCGAUCGGAUCAUUGGCUUCUACGACGUUUACAAGGUGGAGACAAUUGGAGACGCGUACUUAGUGGUUUCCGGCCUGCCUGAACCCAACGGCGACAAGCACGCCCGAGAGAUAGCCCUCAUGGCCCUGGACAUUCUCCAAGCGGUGUGUUCCUUCAACUUGCGACAUAAGCCAGAGUACAAAAUUCAAAUACGCAUUGGCAUGCAUUCCGGAUCGGUCUGUGCCGGAGUGGUGGGCAAAAAAAUGCCACACUACUGCCUCUUUGGGGAUACAGUGAACACAGCCUCGCGGAUGGAGAGUACAGGCCUUCCAGGCAAGAUUCACGUGUCGUCGGCCACAAAGGCAAUCUUAGAUAAGUUCGGCACCUUCCAAAUGGAACAACGCGGCGAUGUUGAGCUAAAGGGCAAGGGAACUGUCACGACCUAUUGGCUGAAUAGUUCCACCGAGGGGGAAGUGCGUCCUCCGACGCCACAGAUUUUGGCCAACGAUGAGGUGCCCUUUCCGCUGCUAUUCGCCGGCAUGGGCAAAUGAGCUAAAACUCAAUAAGA
Drosophila willistoni is the source of this 3506-nucleotide messenger RNA. RefSeq names its product atrial natriuretic peptide receptor 1. Gene Ontology annotation, cellular component: membrane. Gene Ontology annotation, biological process: receptor guanylyl cyclase signaling pathway; cGMP biosynthetic process; intracellular signal transduction. Lineage: Eukaryota; Metazoa; Arthropoda; Insecta; Diptera; Drosophilidae. Gene Ontology annotation, molecular function: protein kinase activity; ATP binding; peptide receptor activity. The record is from RefSeq and is a predicted model, not a curated record. Bases 1 to 3489 code for a protein of 1162 amino acids. The transcript is spliced from 11 exons.